Galleria mellonella (greater wax moth) is the source of this 3433-nucleotide messenger RNA. Its product is annotated as ATP-binding cassette sub-family F member 3. Gene Ontology annotation, molecular function: ATP hydrolysis activity; ATP binding. Lineage: Eukaryota; Metazoa; Arthropoda; Insecta; Lepidoptera; Pyralidae. The transcript has 12 exons. The record is from RefSeq and is a predicted model, not a curated record. Bases 130 to 2244 code for a protein of 704 amino acids.
AAUUCAAUUUGUCAAUGUAUUUCACAAUUUGUCGGGUUGAUUGAUUUCGUUUUAUAGUUUUAUUAAUACUAAAUGUUUUUAGAAUAAUUAGCACGUUCUUGGUGACUACCAAGCUUUAGUAAAUAUAAAAUGGCUCAAUGUGGUGACUUUAUUAAAAGUCAAUUUCCAUUAAUAGACGAUGAUCUCAAGAAAUACGUUGAAGAUAUUUUAGACAACAGCGCAGGAGAAUUCGAAGACACGGAAGAAGUUUAUGAAGCGGUUGGUGAAGUACUAGCUGGCAUUUCAGAGAAAUCUGAGGAAGCCAUACGAGAGAUAUGUGAGCAGCUAUUACAUAUGCUGCAACCAGAUAAGACUGUAAAUAAUGGACCAAGGAAAGUACUAGAUGCUCCAAUCCACUUAGCAUCUAUGACAACAACCACAAAUGACACUGAUGCCCUUAAAAGUAUAUGGUUACAAACGAGAGAUGAUAAUUUGAAAGUUGAUGCAAAGAAACUAGAGAAGGCAGAAGCUAAGCUGCAACAAAAACAGCAGAGGCAGAAAGAGUCAAAAGUGACGUCUGCCGCACCAGUGCUACAAACUGCUACUGCUUCACAGGUCACAUCAAAGAAGGAUAAUAAAUUGGAAGCAAAAGGCACUAAUAGGACACAGGAUAUUAGGAUAGAAAACUUUGACAUUGCAUAUGGAGAUAGGGUGUUACUACAAGGUGCAGAUCUUGUUUUAGCAUUUGGGCGUCGUUAUGGUCUAGUUGGGCGAAACGGCCUUGGUAAGACCACUCUCCUUAGAAUGAUAUCAGCAAAACAGUUAAAAAUACCAUCACAUAUAUCCAUACUUCAUGUAGAGCAGGAGGUAGUUGGAGAUGAUACAGUAGCAUUACAGAGUGUUCUAGAAUGUGACACAGUUAGAGAAAAUUUGUUGAAACGAGAAAAAGAGAUUACAGUUGCAAUUAACAAUGGGUCAGCAGAUUCAAAUCUGUCAGCGGAAUUGACUGAGUUGUAUGCACAAUUAGAGAAUAUAGAGGCAGACAAGGCACCUGCUCGAGCAUCCAUCAUUCUGAGCGGUCUUGGUUUCACACCAGAGAUGCAGAGCCGUGCCACUAAGACUUUCUCAGGAGGAUGGCGGAUGAGGCUUGCACUUGCUAGAGCUUUAUUUUCUAAACCAGACUUGUUACUACUGGAUGAACCGACGAACAUGUUGGAUAUAAAAGCUAUUAUUUGGUUAGAAAACUACCUACAAAACUGGCCAACGACCCUUCUUGUUGUUUCUCACGAUCGGAACUUUUUAGAUACUGUACCUACAGAUAUAUUGCAUUUACACUCACAAAGGAUAGACACGUAUAGGGGUAAUUAUGAUCAAUUCCAUAAGACGAAGACUGAGAAGCACAAAAAUCAACAGCGAGAAUAUGAAGCUCAGCAACAGCACCGGGCGCAUACGCAGGAGUUUAUCGACCGCUUCCGUUACAACGCAAACAGGGCUUCCUCAGUACAGAGCAAGAUUAAGAUGCUUGACAAACUUCCAGAACUGAAACCAGUGGAGAAAGAAAUAGAAGUAGUACUCCGGUUUCCUGAAACUGAGCCUCUCUCACCUCCUAUAUUACAACUUAAUGAAGUUGGAUUCUACUACUCUAAGGAUAAAGUUAUAUUCACAAAUGUUAACUUGGGCGCCACACUUGAAUCUAGGAUAUGUAUUGUGGGUGAUAAUGGUGCUGGCAAGACGACUCUACUAAAAAUAAUUAUGGGAAUACUUUCGCCUACGAGUGGAAUUAGGAGUGUGCACAGAGGACUUAAGUUCGGCUACUUCUCACAGCAUCACGUAGACCAACUGGAGAUGAAUGUCAAUUCAGUUGAAUUACUGCAGAAGAGUUAUCCAGGUAAAUCAAUAGAAGAAUAUAGAAGACAAUUGGGCAGUUUUGGCGUCAGUGGUGACCUUGCUCUACAAACGAUCGCCAGUCUUUCCGGAGGACAAAAGUCGCGGGUUGCUUUUGCCAGGAUGUGCAUGGGCAACCCCAAUUUCUUGGUUCUUGAUGAGCCGACCAAUCACUUGGAUAUAGAGACCAUUGAAGCUUUGGGAAAAGCGAUAAAUAAAUAUACGGGCGGUGUAAUAUUGGUAUCCCACGACGAACGGCUAAUACGAAUGGUGUGCAAGGAACUAUGGAUCUGCGGAAAUGGAUCAGUUACCAGUAUAGAAGGUGGAUUCGAUGAGUAUCGCAAGAUAGUCGAAAAGGAACUCGAUGCGCAGAACAAGUAGAUAAAUCUUACAUCGAUAACGUAAACAUUCGAAAGUAUUCCAUGCAUGUGUAUGGACAUAAUCGAAACUAAAUUGAGAUCAUCGUUUUGUGUAUUAAAAAAAAUAUUGGUUAUGUUCCAUUAAAAUUGCAUACCUGGAUUGCUUUCUUGUUUACUUAAAGGAAUGUGACUAAUAAUUAUUUAUAUCGUCAUACUCGUAGAAUACUGACGGAUCUUUAUAUGUAAUAUUUGUCAGAUCCGUCAGUAUUCUACGACUAUGACGAUAUUAGUUUUACUCAUGUAUUUAAUUUCAGAGUUGCUCUGCUAGUUUGUGACUCGAUUGAACUCAUAGUCAUGAACAACAGGCUGUUACGAAUAGACUGUGUUACCAGUAAACUAAAUCCGCAUUGUUAUGUCACAGCCCCUCGGGUUCGAUUUCUGGAUUUGUCUUUUGGACAAUGAUGGGGUAUCAAUGUAUACUGUACCAUGCAUGCAUACAUCUAACUGAUCGAGCAUGUAUGUAGUAAAUAACAACUCACUGAUAUGACAGUGUUAAUCACAAGAACAGCCUCGUCAUGAACAAUGGUUAUGUUGAGUCGUGAAAUUAGUCAAGCGACUCCAGAAAUAAUUACAUGAGUAAAGUUAAUAUAAAUAGUUAUAAUCCAAUAUGAUCCACGAUAAAUUGUUAUUCUAUAAUAUUAAUUAUCUGUGUAAAAAGUAAACCUAUACAAUAUUGUAAUAUAGCUGUAGUGUUUUAUUUAUUAUUUCAUACUAUUUAUACAUAUAAUUUUAUUAUAAACGACGAUUAUCGUUAAAGGAUAAAUGAAAUACUUAUUGUAAUUUUAAUGCAAAUUUUUAUUUAUACCUUCAACCUUCCUCUGUCUGCAUUAAAUAGUUAUAGCAUACAAUUCCAUACAAAACCUUGAGUACUCGUAAAUAUUCAUGGCAAUAAAAAAAUAUAAUUAACUUAAAAAUGAUAUUUACAAAUUAAAAUUCAAAUAUAUAAUAUACAAUUAACGUAGUGACUAAAAUAGUAACAGAAUUGAGUUAAAGUUUUAAACUCAGUCGAUUGAAAAUGCCAAAUCCAAUUCAAAUGCAGUAGGUAUCCGGUGCUCAAUGGAAGUUAUAUUGAGAGAACAGUUUGUAUUUUAAAUGCAUAAAUUUUCUUAACAAAAGAGGAAUGUACUUUAUCGGAGGGAGGUAAAACAUAA